AUGAUCCACAAUGAUAUGAACUUGUCUGGGCUUAUGGCGUAUGAUCAAUCCAUUGAAGAGUCCAAACUUGGUAGGAUCUCAAGGAAUUUGAAGAAGAGUGGAUCCAAUGAGCAAAACCAAUCUAGGUAUAAUAAGAGAUCUCCAAAUUAUGAUGGACCUAGUGCUCUUAAGGUCAAGGGUGAAGGUGGUAGUGUUUCUCAAGGUGGUAAGAAUACUUGCGUUACUUGUGGGAAGAAGCACUUUAUGAAGUGUUUAAUUGGCACCAAAAAUUGCUUCGGUUGUGGUAAGGAUGGACAUAAGGUGAGGGAUUUUACAAAUGGUGCAGCGAAAGGGAGAAAAACUAAGCAAGAUCCUCCUAGAGUUCUAGAAGGUGAUGUCCCAAAGAAGAAUCACCUCUAUCACUCUGGGCUAAGGGGUCAAAGCCGGAUGAUGAUGAAUAUGUUGGAUGCAGAAGCAGCCGAGCCUCCUAAGAGGAACAAGUUCUACGCCCUUAAAGGCAGGGAGGAGCAAGAGAAGUCUGCUGAUGUGGUCACAGAUAUGCUGCAAGUUUUCUCCACUUCUGUUUAUACUUUACUUGAUCCAGGGUCUACGCAUUCCUUUGUAAAUCCUUUGCUUGCCCUCACUUUUAAGAUAUUGCCUUAA
Molecule: messenger RNA, 642 nt
Organism: Solanum pennellii
Lineage: Eukaryota; Viridiplantae; Streptophyta; Magnoliopsida; Solanales; Solanaceae
Exons: 2
Coding region: 1-642 (213 amino acids)
Source: RefSeq, a predicted model, not a curated record